GAUCCCCCUGUGGAGAUGGAGCCCCAGGGGCUGCCCAGAGCAGAGGGGGAUUAUGAGAUGUUGGGUCUGCUGGUGCCCAGUCCCCAGAGUGAGGCGGUCACCCAUGAGCUGGAGGAGCUGACCCUACAGCCCAGCAACAACCUGCCCCCCCUCAACGAACGCAAGAACGUCCUUCAGCUGAGGCUACAGCAAAGACGCACCCGUGAGCAGCUGGUAGACCAGGGCAUCAUGCCUCCUCUAAAGAGCCCAGCGGCAUUUCAUGAGCAGAUACGCAGCCUGGAGAGAGCCAGGACUGAAAACUUCCUGAAACACAAGAUCCGCAGCCGACCCGAGAGAUCUGAACUGGUCAGAAUGCACAUCCUUAAGGAGACUGGGGCAGAGCCCUCCCUGCAGGCCACCCAGAUGAAGCUGAAGAGGGCCAGGCUGGCUGACGACCUGAAUGAGAAGCUGGCCCAGCGCCCCGGCCCCAUGGAACUGGUAGAAAAGAACAUUCUGCCUGUAGAACCCAGCGUCAAGGAGGCCAUCAUUGUAAACUACCCCAAAGCGCUGGACACGUACGGGUUUGAUGAGGACAGCGGGGACGCCCUGUCUCCAGAGCAGCCGGCCAGCCAUGAGUCCAAGGCCUCCACACCCUCCCCUGGGGAACCUCGGGCCCUAGAGGACCCCUGCCCACCACCGCUGCCCACAAUCACCAACAACCACACAAUCCUACAGCCCUUUCCUGUUGUCACCCAGGCAACGGCAGACUUCCUCAAAGCUCUCUCCACCCAAGAGCUGCCAGUCAGUCGCCCAGCACCCGCGUCUCAGCCUAUCAUCACUGUCGUUCCUUCAAAGCCAGGGCCCACCCUAGUGAAACAGAGCCAGCCCAAACAGCCGGGAGAGAGGAAUCGCAGUAAGAAGGGCAAGGACCCAAAGCCCCGGGUCAAGAAGUUAAAGUACCACCAGUAUGUCCCCCCAGACCAGAAACAGGAGGCCAGCGAUGCCCCCAUGGACUCAUCCUACGCCAAGAUCCUCCACCAGCAGCAACUCUUCCUCCAGCUGCAGAUCCUCAACCAACAGCAGCAGCAGCACUACAACUACCACACCAUCCUCCCAGCACCCUUAAAACCUGUAGCUGAGGGUCAGAACAGCGGUGUGAGCGGCCUGCCAACCUCUAUAGUGCUGUCCCUGCCUCCUGCCCCCCAUGUCACUGUCCCUCCUCUCACCCCUGUCCGUCCCAACAGCCUAUCCAACCGCAAGCCUGGCCACCUGCCUCCUAACCUGGAGGACAUGAAGGUGGCCGAGUUGAAACUGGAGCUGAAAUUGCGAAGCCUCCCUGUCUCAGGGACCAAGACUGAUCUCAUCGAGAGGCUGAAGCCCUACCAGGAGAGUCCCAGCACCCCGGCCCCUACCACAGUCCCAAACCCCGGCCCUAAAACCCUCCCCUCAGUUCCCAUAGAGGUUGGCUCAUCCCCUGCACUUCUACCUGCCCACCAGGUGGCACCAGAGAGCAUGAGCGCCACAGCCCCAGUGUCCCCAAUCCCCACAGACCUCGCCACCUUCAGAGACGACGGAGGGAUGCCCAGGGUAUCCAAGCUCCUUUGCGACCCCCAGAGGGUGAGCCACUGUCGGACAGGCGCGGGGAUGUCCCACCUUGGCCUGGGUGUUGUCCCGGAGGAGAAGGACCGGCGGCUCCAUGAGAAGGAACGUCAGAUCGAGGAGCUGAUGAGGAAGCUGGAGCAGGAGCAGAUGCUGGUGGAGGAGCUCAAGAUGCAGCUGGGGGUGGAGAAGAAGACCCAGCCCCUCCAGGGACCCUCAGACCCCGUCCCCAUGAUCCAGACCUUCAACUCAGUCAAAAUGGAAGGCAGGGUCCUUCCUAACUGCUCAGCCAUGAUUAACUCAACCCUGGCCCCCCAGGCUCUCCCCACUGUGGUGAAAGUAGAGGAUGUCAUUUGUAACACCAGACCCCAUUCCCAGCCCAAUCCGGCCCCCAGUCUGCCCCAGUUUUUCAUCAGCCACCAGGGGAGAGUGUCCCAGGUUCUAGGCCAGCCUGUUUCCCAGACCCUACUCACGGCCCAGGAUGGCUCUACUCAGAUCCUCCUUCCUGUCCUCCAGGCUACGUUGUCAAAUCAGGCCCCAGGUCUGAUGCAAGCCUCCAUCUCCCAGCUGCAUACCACCAAGAUGGAGACAGCCUCCACUCAGCAGAUAACUAAUCACAACCACAUUUUGCAGACUGUUACAGUUUGUAACGGCUCUGGGAUGGUGGAGAACCAGACUAUGCCCGACAUGCCUCCCCAGUGUUUCCUGAGCAGCUCCCCAGAUAACAGGCUCUCUCCCCGUGGGGCUUCACCCAGCCACAACCUUUCCAAUGGGCCUGUUAACAAGUCCCCCUCUCCAUCCCAGCCCACCUUCAUCCUCCACCCCUCCUCCCUCGUUACCCAGCCCCCCAAGACCAGGGAGCCCCCUCGCUACGAGGAUGCAGUUAAACAGACCCGCAACCUGCAGCAGGCCAACAACCUCACACAGGUUUCCACGGCAACCAGCCAGCAGAUGGACGACCUGUUUGACAUCCUGAUUCAGAGUGGAGAGAUCACUCCAUUCAUCCAGCAGGACCUGCCUUCUCUAAGCACUAAGACUGUCCCUGUCACAGCCAACAUCACUACCCUCCCUGUCAACACCGCCCUGUUCAGAACCCCUCCACAGAUCCAGGUUGCUCCCCCUCCCACCCCUCCCUUCAACCCCCUGCCCCUCCCCAGCCUAUCCUCCGACAACCAGCUGGAGGCCUUCCUGGAGGGGACUCUGAACAACCUGUCCCCAACCACGGAUCCCCGCACCCUGGGUCUGAUCGAGGAGUUGCAGUCCCAGCUCCUGGAUCAACCCUACUCCCCAAUGGACACCUCAGAGCUGUCCUUCUGCGACUCCACGUCUCCCCCUUCCUCCCUCAACAUGGGCUUGUCCGACACAGUCCUGGACAACAUGGAGUGGCUGGAUCUAACCAUGCCGUCCGACCCCGCGGGGGGGCUCACACCCCUGGGGAUUCCUUCAGACUUCCUGGAUACACACGACCUGCAGCUGCACUGGGACUGAGGGAGAAGGGGAUGAUGGAUGGAGUGAGGAAGGAAGGAAGAGGAGGAGUGGUGUAGGGAUAGAUGGACUCAAUGUAACAAAUGCAGACUUGGUAAGUGAGGUUAGUCCUCCUUGUGUAUUUAAAACAUUUAAAAAAAUAAUAAUGUUUUGCCAUAUAAUAAGAUUAGCCAGCUGGUGAUCGGGGCAGUGGAUAUUUAAUAGGAGUACUGGGACCAGAGCCAAAUGAACAAGGAGGCGGACGGUAUGUAAAUAUCCUGUAAAUGUUAGCUGUUCCCUCAGCCCUGCUGGAGUUUUUAUUGAAUUGGGCAAAGCUUUCACUAUACGACACCUGGCAGUCAGCCUUACGCUGUUCAGCUUUCCUUGCGGUGAACACGUGCAUGUGUUAACUUUGCAUGCGUUUCACAUUGGUCAUGCUACAGGGUCUGGAUCUACAGCCAUUGCUCUGUGGAAGCAUGCUGCUGUGCCAUACAGUCAGUCUGAGAAUGUGGUUUGUUUAUUACAGAUCUGCUGUGCACAAGCCACGACAAACAGCGUAACUGACCCAAGUAAAACUGACAAGAGUACAAGGCUGUUUUACACUGGUCUUUUUUUUUUGCGACAUACCUAUAUUUGGUAUUGCGACAUACCUAUAUUUGGUAUUGCGACAUACCUAUAUUUGGUAUUGCGACAUAGCUACAUAUUGUUUUGGAUGAGACUGUUUUUUCCUGAACAAAACAGACACUAUGGUCAGUUGGACUAUUUAAGCAACUGAACUGACACUGAGAACAAAGACUCACUCCUAUUGGAUGAGGAGGAGUGGACUCCUCCCACUCUGAGCUAUGCACUAAGGAGGCGGGCCUUACACCUGCACCUCACACAAGGAAAUCUGAAUCACAGAUAAAGAUUUUAAUGAACCGUUUAUUGAAAAAAAUGUCGAUCCACGUGUUGGUUAUCUUUUGUGUACUUUCAAUUCAAGGAUUCCAAGUUGAUCCAUCUGAAAGAAAGUGGAGACUACAUUGUUGGCAGCUUUAUCUUCUGAAAGACAACUGACGUAUCAGUGGCAAGGGAACAAUUAUGCUAUCACACAGGUACACUACAUAGAGGUUAAUGUGUAUAUACUUACUGUAUGCUAGCCUGGUCCCAAGGCUGUUUGUGCUCUUGCCAACUCCAUUGCUUAUUGCCAAGCAUGUUUGACAUGACAAUGAGUGACAAGAAGUUGGCAUGAUAGUCUGAGUGCCAGUUGUUUUGUCAGACCUGUUGUUAAACUGCUACAAGUGUUUGUGACCUGUUUUAAUGUGGCUGCAUGACCUCUGGCAGAAAGAGGUGCUAUACUGUAAUCUUCUCUGUCUGUCCUGAAAUCUGUCUGUCAAAUCUCUGCAUUUGUCUCAGUCUCUCACUGUGUGUCUGUGGUUCUGUCUGAGAAAUCAUGCAUGAUGUCUGUGUCUGCGUGUGUGUCUGCAUGUGUGUCUGUGUGUGCCCUUUCUGUGUGUCUGUGUGUGCCCUUUCUGUGUGUCUGUGUGUGCCCUUUCUGUGUGUCUCUGUGUGCCCUUUCUGUGUGUCUCUGUGUUGUUGAACGUUUUAAACAAUGUCUGAUAUCGGGCUAUAUUUGUCUCUGUCACUGAGUUGGCUGCAACUCACUUGAGUCGUCUUUAUUUUUAUGAAGUUGGACGUUCAUAAGACAAAUUAACAACUUUUAUAGGCUGAGUUUUAAAAAGGUUUGUCUCACAGAACAGCUUUGUAUGACUGUUUCCUCUGUCCUGUUUGGUUUGUGUUAUGUGGUAAAACGCACAGUAAACACCCACAGUGGUGUGACCAACAGAGUUAAACUAAAAGGGAUAACAUUAAGCUUCUGGUAUUAGCUACCAUUUUGUGGCUGAAUUUGAUGAUUGUGUUUAUGCGUAUAAUACUUUUUUUUUUAAAAUUUGCGUUGUGUAGUUCUACCUGGCAUAUCAUGUCAAACGACUUUAGUAGUAUUCAGCAUCUCAAUCCAAAUAUUAUUCUGAACAAUAUUGUAUAGAACUAAUACGGUUGUACUGUAUAGCACUUUGGAAUAUCAUGGCUUUAUUUUGAUGUUUGAACAAUCAUUCUUAUCCAACAAGUCAAACACUAAGGAUAACAUAUAGGCAGGUAAUAAUGCCAAAUACUGUACACACUGUCUGUUACCAUUAGGAACCAGAUGCUUGUAACUGUGGUUUAGGGCUAUCAAGGAAUUAUUUGUUUUUCAAUUGUUGCCUAAUAAGGCAGUGAAACAUUGGUGAAAAUCUAUUGUUGCCACUUUUUUAAAAUUGUAUUUAUCACAUUUUUCUGUUCUAAAAUCAAUAGCUUUUUCUGUAUAUAUGCAAGAGGAAGAUUACUGUAAAUGUUUUUUUUUACCACCCAUACCAGAAAUAUAUGGCCAAAUGCAUCUAUAUACAUGGGUAUGCUGUAAAAUAUGACAGUUGGAUUCUAAAUCAUUUAGAUUCUGAAUCAUGUCAAACCUGUGUACUACUACUGUUAAUAGGAUGUUAGUGAAGCAAUAAGGCUAUAGCCUUACACUUACAGCACUGGUUCAUUUGUGUUGUCGCUAUCUCAUAACAAGAUGUCAUCGUGUUGAUCAUUGCAAGCGGAUAUUGAUUGAUUUCGGCCUUACCUAAUUCUGUGUCUUCUGUGUGGUACUGUCUCCCGUUCAACCCUGGUUCUUUGUCUGAAAUGUAACUACACUGAACAAAAGUGUAAACGCAACAUUUUCAAAGAUUUUAGUUCAUAUAAGGAAAUCAGUCAAUUGAAAUACAUUCAUUAGGCCCUAAUCUAUGGAUUUUACAUGACUGGGAAUACAGAUGUGUGUCUGUUGGUCACAGAUACCUUAAAAGGUAGGGGUGUGGAUCAGAAAACCAGUCAGUAUCUGGUGUGACCACCAUUUUCCUCAGGCAGUGUGACACAUCUCCUUCACAUAGAGUUGAUCAGGCUGUUGAUUGUGGCAUGUUGUCCCACUCCUCUGGAUAUUGGUGGGAACUGGAACAUGCUGUCAUACACAUCGAUCCAUAGCAUCCCAAAAAUGCUCAAUGGGUGACCUGUCUGAGUAUGCAGGUCAUGGAGAAAUUGGGACAUUUCCAGUUUCCAGAAAUUCUAUACAGAUCUUUCUGACAGGGGCUGUGUAUUUUCAUGCUGAAACAUGAGGUGAUGAUAGCGGAUGAAUGGCACGACAAUGAGCCGCGGGAUCUCUGUGCAUUCAAAUUGCAAUCAAUAAAAUGCAAUUGUGUUUGUUGUCCAUAGCUUAUGCCUGCCCAUACCAUAACCCCACCGCCACCAUGGGGCACUCUGUUCACAACGUUGACAUCAGAAAACCUCUCACCCACACAUCGGCCAUCUACCCGGUACAGUUGAAACCGUGAUUCAACCAUGAUUAGCACCAGUGGGAAUCGAGGGUGUGCCUUUGCCCACUGCAGUCUUUUACGACGCCCAAACUGCAGUCAGGUCAAGACUCUGAGGGCCACGAGCACGCUGAUGAGCUUUCCUGAGACCAUUUAUGACCUUUUGUUCAGAAAUUAUUCGGUUGUUCAGACCCGCAAUUUCUUCAGCUGUCCGGUUGGCUGGUCUCAGAUGGUUACGCAGGUGAAGAAGCCGGAUGUGGAGGUCCUGGGCUGGCGUGGUUACACCUGGUCUAACCGGAUGUGGAGGUCCUGGGCUGGCGUGGUUACACCUGGUCUAACCGGAUGUGGAGGUCCUGGGCUUGCGUGGUUACACCUGGUCUAACCGGAUGUGGAGGUCCUGGGCUGGCGUGGUUACACCUGGUCUAACCGGAUGUGGAGGUCCUGGGCUGGCGUGGUUACACCUGGUCUAACCGGAUGUGGAGGUCCUGGGCUGGCGUGGUUACACCUGGUCUAACCGGAUGUGGAGGUCCUGGGCUGGCGUGGUUACACCUGGUCUAACCGGAUGUGGAGGUCCUGGGCUGGCGUGGUUACACCUGGUCUAACCGGAUGUGGAGGUCCUGGGCUGGCGUGGUUACACCUGGUCUGUGCUUGUGAGGCUGGUUGCCAAAUUCUCUAAAACGACGUUUAGGCUGCUUAUGGUAGAGAAAUGAACGUUCCAUUCUCUGACAACCACCCUGGUGGACAUUCCAGCAGUCAGCAUGCCAAUUGCACGCUCCCUUUUAUUGUCCCCAGCACAAGAUGCACCUUAGUAAUGAUCAUGCUGUUUAAUCAGCUUCUUGAUAUGCCACACCUGUCAGGUGGAUGGAUUAUUUUAGCAAAGGAGAAAUGCUCACUAACACAACAUUUGAAAGAGGAAAGCUUUUUGUGGGUAUGGAAUAUUUCUGGGAUAUUUUAUUUCAGCUCAUGAAACAUGGGACCAACAUUUUAUAUGUUGUGUUUUAUAUUUUUGUUCAGUGUACUAAGACCCCCCCACACACACACACACACACACACAGACGCGUGCACUGUCAAGUCUGUCAUCUGUACACCAUACAUACAUUUUGCACAUUGUGUACACACUUGUCAUGCAUAUUUUUAUACAUGUGUAGCACAUCCAUUAUCUAUUUUGUAAAUAAUAUGAAAACAUAUAUGUACUGAAUGCCUUUUGUGUCAAUAAAAUGUGGUGCAUUGUGAAA
Oncorhynchus nerka (sockeye salmon) is the source of this 7630-nucleotide messenger RNA. It is a transcript of the gene mrtfba, whose product is annotated as myocardin related transcription factor Ba. NCBI's taxonomy places the organism in Eukaryota, Metazoa, Chordata, Actinopteri, Salmoniformes, Salmonidae. Gene Ontology annotation, biological process: smooth muscle cell differentiation; positive regulation of transcription by RNA polymerase II. Gene Ontology annotation, cellular component: nucleus. Bases 16 to 3066 code for a protein of 1016 amino acids. The transcript is spliced from 12 exons. The record is from RefSeq and is a predicted model, not a curated record. Gene Ontology annotation, molecular function: transcription coactivator activity.